Molecule: messenger RNA, 1074 nt
Organism: Triticum turgidum subsp. durum (durum wheat)
Lineage: Eukaryota; Viridiplantae; Streptophyta; Magnoliopsida; Poales; Poaceae
Source: the annotation of a GenBank genome assembly
AUGAAGACAUCUAAGACGGUGUCCAUGUGCACCCCAGCAGAGGAGACUCGAGGCAUACAUGUGUUUGAUAUCUUGGGUUACAGCAAGCACAGGGGCAUGGGCCACGACCUCGACAGUCACAUACGGUCCGGAAUUUUCUCCGUCGAUGGCCACGACUGGGAAAUCAACUUCUACCCUGACGGGUUUAAUGGAUUUGGCCCGUUUAAUGGACAUGGGGAAGAUUACAUCUCAGUUUUUCUCGUGCUUUUGAGCAAGAACACUAAAGUCCGGGCAUCCUGCGACAUGAGGCUGGUUGAUCAGUACACUGGAUUCUCAUCUUCAAUGCAUAAAACAGAACCAAGGUUUUUCGAUUCUUGUGAUGUUACUAUCAUGGCUCCACAUACUCCUAUUUUCAUAAGGCGAAGCGAGAUCGAGGGAUCCGUCUACCUUAGGGAUGACCGCCUGACGAUCGAAUGCAUCGUAACUGUUUUCAAGAUGCCACAUGUUACUCAAACCAAAUCAUUCCCUAAAAUCGACAUGCCACAAGCUGACAUGACUGAGCAUGUUAGCAAGCUGCUUGAAGAAAAGAAGGGAUUUGAUGUCUGUUUCAUUGUCGGAGGAGAGACCAUCGAAGCACAUAGGUUUGUUCUCGCUAUGAGGUCGCCUGUUUUUAAAGCAGAGCUCUAUGGGUCAAUGCAUGAGGCGAGGCUGGGGCAGUGCAUAACCAUCAAGGACAUGCAACCUGCCGUUUUCAAGGCCCUGCUCCAUUUCAUCUAUACGGACUAUGUGCCUAGCGGCGAGGAUACAGAGAUGAUCCGGCUCUUACUAGUGGCCGCGGACAGAUAUGCAAUGGAUAGGCUCAAGCUGGUUUGCCAAAGCAUCCUUUGCGAUGAUCUGAAUGUGGACACCGUCGCAACCACAUUGGCUUUAGCUGACCAACAUAACUGCCACCAACUUAAGGAUGCUUGCCUCGAAUUUAUCGAAUUAUCAAAUUUCAUGGAUGCUGUGGUGGCAACCCAACUCUUAAAGGAUCUCAAGGCGACUUGCCCAUCUUUCAUAGUGGAUGAACUGGUGAAGAGAAGAAAGUUUUCAUGA